AUGAAAGAACCAAUUCCCCCUCCCGUGGAUACUAUCACCAUCUCCCCUUCUUCGCCGAAGCAACUACGCUUCCUUAUCAUCGGCGGGGGCUCUCGCGGAAACGCCUAUGCUCGUGCCGUCUCAACUGUAACAUCGGGUGUAAUCCACGCAAUUGCUGAGCCCCACGCCUUCAAACGGCGUGAAUUCGGACGAAAAUACAUAUGGGGUGUAUCCGACUCUCCCCAAGAGGGCCAGGAAUUCACCGAUUGGCGCGAAUGGGUACAGUGGGAGCUCGAGCGACGAAAGCGGGCGACUCAAAACAAUGACGAUAACGCGGCAGACACGACCCCAAUUCCCGUGGGUGUAGACGGAGUCUUCAUCUGCACACUAGACGAAACCCACGUCGAGAUUCUACAGGCCCUUGCCCCACUCCAAUUACAUAUUCUCUGCGAGAAGCCAUUAGCUCUGUCACUAGACGACUGUUUAACAGUAUACCGAGCCCUCCAACCACCCGAAGGCCCAAAUAACAUCCCGCAAGCCCCGAAGAACAUAUUUUCAAUCGGCCAUGUCCUUCGUUACAGCCCACAUAACAUCCUCCUUCGCAAACUCCUCCUGACCGACCGCGUAAUCGGCGAUAUAGUCUCCCUUGAACACUGCGAGCCGGUAGGCUGGUGGCACUUCUCACACAGCUAUGUCCGGGGCAACUGGCGACGCGCAACAGCGGCAGGUGACGGCUCGCUCCUCACAAAAUCCUGCCACGACAUCGACUUCAUCCUCUGGCUCCUCUGCUCCCCACCCUCACCCGAAACAGCAUCCAAAGAAGCCCACAAGCCGCACUUCCCGCGCUCCAUCUCCUCCGCCGGUACAAUGACGCAGUUCCGCCGGAAGCGCAAGCCUGUGGCCGCAGGUAACGCUACAAAUUGUCUUUCCUGUCCCGCUGAACGUGACUGUACCUACAGCGCGGUUCGGAUCUAUAACGAUCGCCACCUCGCGACGGGUCACACGGCUUGGCCGGUCGACAUCGUCUGCCCGGAUAUCGAAGAUGUGUUCCAUGCCCAAGGCGGCAAGGCGGCCGAGUCGCUGCUCCUCUCCCGUCUUGGUGAGGACUAUGAUCGGGAUACGGUGUCAGAUUUGGAUAUCGCUGCGCGGCCUUGGUAUGGGCGGUGCGUCUACGAGGCUGAUAAUAAUGUCUGUGAUGAUCAAGUUGUGACGUUGGCCUGGGAUGAUGAGGAGACGGCGCCGCAUCGGCUUGCUAAAACGGCGAGCUUCCAUAUGAUUGCACCUACAGAGAAACAAUGUGAGCGUAGGGGCCGGGUGUAUGGUACAACCGGUGAGGUUUCGUAUGAUAGUACCACGAUUUCUGUUUAUGAUUUUGCCACAGCGAAGACUUCGGUUUACGAUGUGCCGAAGCCACCGCCGGGACAGAAUGAGUCGCAUGGCGGUGGAGACUUUGGACUUGCCAGGCAAUUUACGGCUCAAGCGAGGUUUGUCGGGUGUUCGCUUGAGGAGGCGGUGCGGAGUCAUGCUGUUGUUUUUGCGGCCGAGGAGGCGAGGAGGGAGGAGAGAGUUGUGAAGUGGGAGAGCUGGUGGGGAGAGAAGUUGAGGGUUUCUGCUGCUGCGUGGAAGGCAUGA
Penicillium coprophilum is the source of this 1611-nucleotide messenger RNA. Its product is annotated as Gfo/Idh/MocA family protein. The transcript has 2 exons. Lineage: Eukaryota; Fungi; Ascomycota; Eurotiomycetes; Eurotiales; Aspergillaceae. The coding region runs from base 1 to 1611 and encodes 536 amino acids. The record is from RefSeq and is a predicted model, not a curated record. Gene Ontology annotation, molecular function: nucleotide binding.